Messenger RNA from Lymnaea stagnalis (great pond snail), 21844 nucleotides. Lineage: Eukaryota; Metazoa; Mollusca; Gastropoda; Lymnaeidae. The record is from the annotation of a GenBank genome assembly.
ACGGAAGUAGCUGAAUUGUUGAAAAGUCAAAAGUUGUUUUUGUAUUUAAUAUAUUUUUUAGAAACAUUCGUACUGUUUCGCUUUUUAAUAUGUCCCAGUUUAGUCAUUUCCAUUUAAAUAAAUAAAUUAAUUUAGCUAAAAUAAAAUAUAAAUUAAUUUUAAUUUUAAUUGUAAGUUGUAUUUAUAUUAAUAUGUUCUGACUAAAUAAUUGUAUUUAUUUUAUUAGAAAAGUACAGGCGCUACAAGUAAAUUAUUUUCGAAGAUUUCAGAAUACACACAUGGUUUUAUUUUUAUAAUAUUGAAAAAGUCUUUACUCUACAGAGUGAAUAUAAUAUAAAUAUUAUGCAAUAUCGUCAUGGACAUGGAUUUUAGAGGAUCUGAUUAAAACAUUGACUCUGUUCAUUGGAUACUGAAACUGAGAGUUUAGUGGGUUUUAUGGCAACCAAAAUGGCUGCCAAAAAGUUAACUCGAGAAAAUGAGAUUGAAGUAAGUCAUCAACUUCUCUUGUUAUUGUUUUUAAUUAUCAAAAUAAUCCAUGGAUUUGAUUUAAACAGUGUCUGUUCAAAACUGAAAGAAGGCCCCUAUGUGUUAAUUAGCUUAUGAAACCCAUUCUCAUUUGUUUUUUUAUCAGUGUAGCUGUUGGUUUUUUGGCUAAAUCUGAGAACAGUGCCCCAUCGUCCUCAAAAUUAACCCCUUUUUUUUAUUACUAAAAAAACUACAGAGUUAAGUCAAGUCUAACUAAGUCAACUUAACUUAAGGCAUUAAAGUGUAACACUUACCUUUAACAGUAAUAAAUAUAUAAUAUUAUAUAGGCUUGGGCCUUAUACUUAUAAUAACUAAAAUCAUUACUGUUGAGGCUUUUUUUUUUUUUUUUGCGACCUUUUAUUUCAAUUACUCCCACUUAGCAGGCUUAAUGUAACAGUUCUUAUACCUAGCUAGGCCCACCUGUAGAUUUUUGGCUAAUUUCAAUUUUAAUGGGCCUUAUACUUAUAAUAACUAAAAUCAUUACUGUUGAGGCUUUUUUUUUUUUUUUUGCGACCUUUUAUUUCAAUUACUCCCACUUAGCAGGCUUAAUGUAACAGUGCUUAUACCUAGCUAGGCCCACUUGUAGAUUUAUGGCUAAUUUCAAUUUUAGCCUUGUAGUAUGUCCUGUGGUGUUCUAUUUCUAACCCGUGCCGUGGCUCCUGGUCCUAAAAUACCCAUGCCCCGGGAUCCUUGGGGAAAAAUUCUACAAACUGACAUUAAACAAACAAAAUCAAAAGAUUAUAAUUAUAAAUUUUAUUUAUUUCAAUCUAAAUUUGUCUAUUAGUAGUCCAUAAGUAUUAUAAACAAUUUCACGAGGAGAAAAUUGUCUUAGAAAUGGUCUAAAAUAGCUUAGUAAAAGGUCAUUUAUAGGACCCUGAUUUUUCAAAAAAGUCAAAAGCCUUGGACUAGAGGUAGGCCUUGGAACUUGGCUUGGACUAGGGGUAGGCCUUGGCUUGGACUAUGGGUAGACCUUGUGUUGUUUUAUUUUAUUCCCAAAGUACACAUUGAUAGCACUAGAAGUUGAAUCAAUCAAUUGUCACUAUCAUUGCCCGUUUGCUUUAUUUCAGCCCUUUUUCAAAACACAAUAGUAAUCAUUUGAAUUAUUUACAUUAUCAUAAAACUACUCUGGCUUGGGUCCUUUAGAAUAGCAAUUUGCUUAUUUUCGUCAAAUCUAUACAUCGAAAAACAGCACUAAAACUUAACAAAAACAAUUCAUGGGCGUGGCUAUUACUGUGACCUUUUGCAAGUCACAUGAUAAACCCUGAACUCAGUAUUUACAACACAUUUUAUAUACGGACUGCCGAUUUAUGGUAGGGCAUGGGAGACCGAUAUAUCGGUCUGGUGGGGUAUGGAUUUUUAAGGUGCAGACCGAUAAAGUGGGAUCGCAGGGUCAAAGGGCUAAUUGCUAAGGUUGGUGUCCUCAAGUCAGCCCAAUGGGCAGUAGUCACAGUGUGGUAACUCAUGGUGUCACUCUCCUCAAGUUUCCCCAUGGCCAUGGACUUCUGAGUCAGCCUGCUCUGGUGUGACCUUGUGUUCUGAUGGCACCCUAUUCUCAGGUUUCUGUUAUUUUUUACUUGAGAUGGUGGCACCCUGGAUUGCAACCUGACCUGGUUACACCCUGCUGUUAAGGGCUGUGAUGUCACCGAUGACAAUCUGUUCUGGUGGCACCAUGUUCUGUUUGCAACCUGAUUUGGUGGCAUCCUGCUCUUGACUUGUCUUUUAACUCAGUUUAACUGAGUCUGUUUUGAAACCUGGUUGAAUUAAUUGUCAAAUUUUCCAUUUGAUGUCACCCCCACCCCACCCCAUUAGGGUGCACCCUUACACACCCCUGUUCAUGCUUUUCCCUAAGCCUGCAUAGUUAAGCUUGGCCUUACUAUUAUUAUUAAUAAGUAGUAAGUGUUAACUAAGUUAGCACUAAGUUAACUAAGUACUAAUAACUAUAGACCUAUCACCUUAAUUAAGUUUAAAGGAAAAAAUGGUAAAAUUUUAUUUUAUAAUAUUUUUUUAGUUUAAAAUUAUUACAGAUGAACAGCCAUAUUUAGCAGACUAGUAUAUUCUAUUAUUAAAAAAAUUUAAGUGCAUUCUCCACUAAAUUGUUGAAAGUUUUUGAUGAAAUACAAGGGGCAACUAUUUGGUUUUCUUUUGUCCAUUUCUACCAGAGAGGCAUUGCGGGAGGUACGUUUGGGAAUCUGCAGUAAGGCGUAAGACCUUCUAAAGCCUUAUGAUGUGAAUUUUAGGGUGUUCUAACACAUGAUCUAGCUCUGGCUGAAACAGAAGUGCCUUCUAUUGUAGGCUUGCAAUUAAUUGACGUGCAUUCAGACCAGGUGGCUGAAACAAUUAAUUUACUUAGCGCCAUAUACUGGCUUUUUGGUAUACAACCAUCAUCAUCAUCAUGUCCCUUAGUCCUUGGACUGUUGGGGCACCACAGAUGACAUAUAAACUUUCCUCCUCCAUUCGUCUCUGUCUUCUGCACUUCACAAAGAAUCGCCUAGUUUUAGUCCCGUCCACUCUUUGAUGUUAUCUUCCCAUUUUUUUCGCUGUCUUCCUCUUCUUCUCCCUCCUCUCGUGCCCUGCAUGAUUUCUUUGGCGAGCCCUUUUUUCCUUGUCACAUUGCCAUACCAUUCCAGUUUGAGCUUUUUCACUGUCACCAGGAGGUCAUAGUACUGCCCAAUUGCCUGACGAAUCCUUUCUUUCACAUGAUCAUUGGAGAUGUGGUCUCUAUACCAGAUGCCAAGAAUGCCUCUGAAACAUCUCAUCUCCAUCACCUUUAUUUUCAUUUCAAGUUCUGCUGAUAAUGUCCAGGACUAGCAGGCAUUCAAGAAAAAUGAGAGGACUAACCAACCAUGUCCUUUUCAUUAGUUUUUUAAAUUUAUAGAAUUAUUCAUACUUCCAAUUUUAAUACAGUUAUGAUUUUUGUUUCCAGGACUUCCAAGAUGCUCUGGAUGGACUACCAUCAUCAAGGUAAUUUCAUACAUUAAAUGUUGUUAUUUGUUAAAUACAUAUUAUGGGAGCCAGAAUGAUCAAUAAAUUGAUCGUUGGGCCCUUAAUAAAUAGAAGAAGGGAAUAUUUUUUUUACAGUUAUUCAUAAAUCCCAGUAUUGAGAUUUUAAAAAUUAAAUUGCCUUGAUAUUUUUUCUCAUUUUCAAAAUAUGUUUAAUGUAUUCAUGUAUUGCUUCAACCUUGCAUCCAUUCUGCUCUUUAUACAUUCUGGACCAGCCGUAACCAUUUAUUAACUUUUUUUUCAAUGGUAAUUUUUUUAAUUUAAUUUGUUAUACCAAAAAUUUCCUUGUUUUUUCUCCUAGCACUGGACGUCUGGAUCUCGAAACAAGCAUUCGGGAAUCAGAUCUUGCUCUGAAUCUUUUUUUCAACAAUAAGUUUACUCUGGCAAAAGAACACAUGCAACCAUGGUGAGUUAAUUUAACGCAAUAAAAAUUUUCUUCAUAUUUUUUCUCCCAUUUUCUUUGAUAUUUUAUUUAAUUUAUUUAAAGCAACCUUUUUUAAGCUAUUAAGAUUUUAUGUCAAUUUUUUACCUGUAAAAUUCACAGUGUAAUCUUAGUUAUUAAAUAUUUACAUUUCCUCUAAAUUAUUGAUUAAUUUUCUUCAGGGCUGAUAGGAGCAUGUACCAUGCCUUGGGGUAUGGAACUAUCCUCUACAUUCAAGCUGUUAUGACCUUUGAUAUGGUGAGUGCAUUUACAACAUUGUAAGUAGGCAUGAUACUCUCAGCUACUACUUAUUAAACAUUGCCACUGGGUUUGUUCAUUAUUUACACAUUAUUAUAAAUGUAUUUUCCCUGCUCUUGCAAAUUCUGCUAUCUGAAAAUAUUGAAAAUCACAUUCAAAACAUUAUCAAUGAAAUAAUUAAAUGCCUUUUUUUUAUAUCCAACCUGACUGCUCCUUAUUUAUCCUUUUUAAUUCCCUCGUUGAUUUUGUUUUAAAGAUUCAUCAUGCUUCCUUAUAUAAUUAAUCUAGGCUGAUAUAGAAAUUGCAAUAGAAGCUAUAAAGAAAUCAGUGAUUGUGUGCAACAAAUUCCGCAAGAAGUCAUCAAUCAUGAGUUCAUUGACCAAGUUUGCCAUGAAAGUAGACUAUAAUGAUUUCAGUGAAGGUAAUUAUCAUAAAACCUUUGUGGAGUAAUGGUCUCUUUUUUAAAUAAAAAAAAGUUAAUAAUAAAUUUCAUUGUUAUUUUAAUUUUUUUUUUUUUGUUAAAAUCUGAUUGUAAAGAUUUUUUUUUAAAACCAACUUUGUUGUUUUACCUUUUGUUCUUUUAACAGAGGAGAUUCACGCCGAACUAUGCUAUGCUGAAUGUCUUUUAAUACGAGCUUUCCUCACAUUUAUUCAAGAUGAGAAUCUUAUCAGCUUUGUUAAGGGUGGACUCAAAAUAAGGGAGUGCUAUAAAAUAUACAAGUAAGUUACUGUUUUAGAAAUUUUUGCGUGCAUUUAUAUGGUUUUGAAAAUUUAAUCUGUUUUAAUAUUUGAAGACCUCAAGGGAAAAAACGGCAGAGUCCAUUUUUAAUUUUUUUGAGUUAUCACCCCUGACUUAUAGCCAGUUAAAAAUAGAAGGUGCUGAAUUAAUUUUAAAGGAGAAAAAAUGGCUAAGUCCAUAAGAAAAAUGGAAACGAAAAAUCCGUUUACAAUGGAAAAAGAAGCAUAGUCCAAUGUUUACAAUGGAAAAGGGGGCUAAGUCACUAAUAUCACGUGACAUUUGAAGUCACGUGAUUUAAAGGUCCAAUGAGAGAUAGCUAUAGUGUAAACAAAAUUUAAAGAUGGCGACCGAUUCGCUCAGCUGACCGACAAACCGACGAAAAAGUUAACUGACAGACCUGAAUUUUUUUAAUUUCCUACCACAAGAAAACAAAACAAAUUAACAUAAGCACGAUAAAUUGGACUUAAAACAUUAACAAAAAUAAAAUUUGUAUUUUUAAAUCGCAUUUUACCCUUGUUUUGUUAUGUUCAGUUAAUUAAUGUGUGUAUCCGUCUCGUCUCUUUCGCUGUCGCUCUAGUCAAGUCUAGUCUAUCACUGUUUGUUGCAUGUCUGUGUCUCUCCCUGUCAGUCUAUCUCAGUUAGUUUGUAUAUCUCUCUCCCUUUCGCUCUAACUCUGUGUCUGACUCCCCCUGAACUCUUUAUCUUCGAGUGUCUGUCUUGCUAUCUCGGUCUGUUACUCUUUACUGACUUUACUCUUAAACUUAAGUUCAUACAAUUACAGCUACUGCUAGAUGAAAAAAAAACUAAUAUUGGGCCAAAAUUGUAAGAAGCACAUCAGAAACUCAGAAAGUAUGAUUUUAAAUCUGAUUUUCAGGUUAAAUUCUAAAUAAUAUAUUUUUUAAUGAUAGUUAUAGGCAUGAUCCAUAUUCUUAUUUUAAUAGUUUAAACAUAAAUAAUUUCCAUAAGGCAGGGGUCAUUCGUAAAUUACAUCACGUUAAAAAUAAACUUUUUAGACACCCCCUCCCCUUGUCACGAAAUGUCACAAAUUCUCCCCCCCCCCCUUGUCACAUCACCUAAAAAAAUUCAAAACAUACAUAAAAUUUUCAUAACUAAACUAAGAUAUUAUUUUAUUCUUCAACAUUUUUGCAUAAUGCAGCAGUUCUAAACCUGUGGGUGGCGACCCCUUUAUGGGUCGAAUGACUCCUUUAAAGGUGUCACAUAAGACAAUCGGCAAAUGCAUAUCCUCUACAGUUAUGAAGUACUAACGAAAAUAGUUUUAUGGUUGAGGGUCGCCACAACAUAUUAAAAAUAAACUUUUUAGACCCCCCCUCCCCUUGUUACCAAAUGUCACAGAUUCUCCCCCCCCCCCCCUUUGUAACAUCACAUAAAAAAAUUCAAAACAUACAUAAAAUUUUCAUAACUAAACUAAGAUAUUAUUUUAUUCUUCAACAUUUGCCCAUAAUGCAGCAGUUCUAAACCUGUGGGUGGCGACCCCUUUAUGGGUCAAAUGACUCCUUUAAAGGUGUCACAUAAGACAAUCGGCAAAUGCAUAUCCUCUACAGUUAUGAAGUACUAACGAAAAUAGUUUUAUGGUCGAGGGUCGCCACAACAUGAGGAACUGCAUUCAAGGGUCGCGGCAUUAAGAAGGUUGAGAACCACUGCCAUAAUGAUAACAUGCAGUAUUACUAGAAAACGAGUUUCUUGGUACCAUACUAUAAUACCUGAGGCAAAGUUGACCUCAAAUUAAAGUUUUAAAAAUCAAUUAAAUUAUGAUUUUUUUAAAGAAUUAGAAACUUUUAGAGAUGAAAAAAAAGUGACGUCACAAUUUUUUACCCCCCCCCCCCUUCCCCCUCCCAAAAAGAUUCUCAACCCACCCGCUCUAAGCGUGACGUAGAAACGGUCACUGGGGAUUUACACUUUUAAAUGAAUAAAAAUAGUUUUAAAUAGAUAUUUAUCAAUGAUCAAACCUUGAUAAAUUACUACAAGGGAAAAAACGGCAGAGUCCAUUUUGACCCCACUCUCUACUCUAAUGAAAUAAAUCAUGUUACAUUCAAGUUUGAAUUAAUUUAUCUAUUUAAUAACUCAGGGAAAUGGACACUCUUGUCAAAUGCAUUUUAAAAAUUACAUUUUGUUUACACAUUUUUAAUGUGGAUGGUUUUGAACUUUAAAAAUCGAAUAUCUCAAAACAACAAAAAUGUGACUCUGCCGUUUUUUCCCUUGUGGUCUUCAUUUUGUUCAUAGAUUGAAAAAUAUGUAACAAAGGACUGAAAACCAGUAUACAAAGAAAGACGAUACCAAUGCUAGUGAUACUAAAAUAUUAAAAUUAUUUAUAAUAUUUCUAUAAAAAUACAAAUUAAAAUAUACAGAAAAUAAAAAAACAAUACCACUUUCCAGCUUAGUAAGUGAAAAGAUACAACCUCGAAGAAUACAAAUAUUAAUUUACACACGCAUAAAGAGUAUAGUAUUGCGAUCAUAUAACGUCUCAUAUAUGUCUAGGAAAUAUAGCAAAAAUCUCUACCGUCUAGGAAAGCGCCGGCCUUUUUAUAGGGAUGAAAUCAGAACCCUCUAGUAAAGAAAUUCUAAAAAUUGAGUCACCUGAUAGCAUUCUUUAGGAAAAUUAGAACAUAUUCAAAUGUAAACAACCUUUUUCCAAAUCAAGGGAAAGGCGGGGUUAACACAGCACUACACAUUUAUUUAGUGGUGGACGCUUUAGCUCUAUGUUGAAGUGGGGAAAAAAUAGGUCAAGACAUAAGCUAUACAAUAACAGAAAUAAACUUCAUUUAAGUUUUAUUAGGUCUGAAUCUUAGAGCAUCUAAAAGUACCAUGGUAAAACAAAAUAUUUUUUAUUCCUCAACAUUAUUUUUCAGAGACUGUCACAAAAUAUUAGAGAACAGGAAAUCAGCAACAGACACCCACAGAGUUCAUUUUGAAAGUGGAGUAUGCAUGGGCAUUGGAGCCUUCAAUUUGGUAUUGUUAUAGAUUUUUUUAUCAGUGUUGUUUAUAGAGAAAACCAAUUUCAUUGUGCUUCAUAUGAUCAAACAAAUUUCAUGGUUUAUUUUUUAAUUUUAUGCAAUGACUAAAAUUAGAACUUGUCCAUAGUUCCAUAGUUAAUGUCAAAUGUUUUAAAUUUUAUCAUUUUAAUAUGGUCUCUCCUAAAUACAUAAAGCUAAUAUGGGAAUUGUUGAGCCAAAAGUCAAAUUGGAUUGUCAUUAAACUCCUCGAUGUUGUUCUUUUAGCAUAACUGUGUUAAUCAAUCAUGUUUAUAUAAUAGAACAAUAACUGAACAAGACACAAUGCCAUUUAGUCUGGUGCCAAAGAGAAAUUGGACACUUUAAACCAUCUCUAUAUAUCUAGUAUGUGUCUAGCUAUUUAGUCGGGUGCCAAAGAGAAAUUGGACACUUAAACCAACUCUAUCUAUCUGUGUUUGUGUCUUAUCUAUAAUCUCUUCUUAAAAUUUUAAUUUUCUUUUGUUUAAUAUUUUAAUAUCCAGCUUGAUAAUUAUCUUAUUUUGCUCUCUAUUCCUACAGAUGAUUUCACUUUUACCAAGCAAGAUUAUGAAACUUUUGGAGUUUGUUGGUUUCUCUGGGAAGAAGGUAGAAGUCUCUGAAUAAUUAAUUGAUAGGUGUUUAAAUAUCUUUAACAAAAUAUAUUCAUUUUAUCAUCAUUAACUCAUUCUUGAAGGCAGUGCUACUUCCGUAUGUGAUUUAUAUGCCGGAGCGAGUGAAAUAACUCUGUUUUGCAAUUGAUUUACAUUUGGAAAAGAAAUUUUAAGCUGAUAAAUAUUAAUUAAUAUUAAUGGAUUAAGGGGAGGUGCGGGUGAGAAAUUGACAAAAAUUGCAAAUUUUGAAUAAUUUUUUCUUAUUUAUUUGGUUUUAUUAACCAUUUCUUUAUUAAAUUUUUAUAUAUUUUUUUACAAAAUUAAUUUAAAAAAUUUAAUAAAUUACACAUUUCCUGACCCUACCUAUCAGAAAAAUGUCAAAAUUGCCCUAUUUUUAGUGUUUUACCCCUUUAUUAUGAGUAUUUGGAAUCGCCUAAUCCCUAUGUAUUUGGUAUGGUUGGAAAGAUGGUGAUUUCGGGGUCAAGAUAAAUAAAGCUUACAGUCACAAAGAAAAUUACAAAAGCAAACGAACCUUUCGAUUGCCAGUAAUGUCUAGCAAAAUUUGGUAUUUUCCUGUCCUACUUCGUGUAUCACGUGAUCUAGCCCUGACCUUUGAAUAAAAUAAGCAUUUUGAAUGGUUCCUGUGUAGGAAAUCUGUUUGUAAAGAUCACUUCCAGUAUAAACAAACAGUAUCCAAUUUCGUGAGACCUAGCAAUUUCGAUAUGUAAUUUGUCGGUAAUAAAAACAUUUGAGGAGUUAAAAAACAACUAAAUAAGUAAAUAACCAAACAAAAUGAGUUGGCUUCGAUUAAUUGCCAUAAUAAACACGAUUAAUGCUUCUCCUUUUCGGAGAAGACUAAGACUGAGUACACUAAACUACUAAGACUAAGCCUACUCCUAGUGCUAGUCGCUUCUCAAGUUCAAGCAUCGCUACGCUAUUUCACUAGCAGGAAAAACAUAGAAAAAUACCAUGCCUUGGUAAGUCUUAAAGAUAAAAUCUAUUUUUCACUUAGAUUCAAAUUUAAAGUACGGUAUCAAUUAUUCAUAAGGCUAAGCCUAUACUGUGCUCACUAUAGACCAUUGAAUGAGGGCUAUACUUAUACUUUUUUAUUAUAUAUUUGUAAUAGUAAUAAACACUGUUAUUUUAGUGAUAGUGAUAGUGAACUGUACUAAAAAUAAAACUUAUAUAAACAAUUUAUGAAUUUAGUAAUUGUGACAUUUGACUUACACUGUCCUAUAUUUAUAGCUAUUAAAAUGGUAAUAUUAAAUGUAAUAAAUGUUUCAUUUUUUUAUCGCAUCACAAAUGACAUUGUAAUUAGUGUUAUUUUAUUCUAAAAAAAUAAGAGCCCUAACAAAUUUUGCUUGAAAUACUUGUCAACAAAUAUGAACUAUCAGUCAUUAAUAUUAAUGUCAUUAUAGCCUUAUAUUUUUGUUGAGAAGCAUUCAUUAAAAAUAUCUCACUACAAGUUUAUUGUUUUCAGGAAUGAUUGAGGAGACAUGCAAUGAGUUUGUGGAACGCAAAAAAAACACAACAUGCAUUAUAUUUCCUGUUGAUAAACUACACUGAUCUGUUGUGUCUAGGUCCAUUUAGCCCAAAUGACAAUUUGUAAAUGAAAAAGAAGGAGUGCCCUAAGUAUGUGUUCCAAUUGUUACAGAUUCCUCAUCGCAACAUAUGUUCGAUGCAUCGAAAUAAAAGUAAACUCAGGGAGAGGAUGCAAGAGAAGACUAACACAGAUUACAUCACAAAACUCAUGAUGUGUUAUUCAAGGACAAAAAAAAUAAGACAGUAGUUGAAAGGAACAUAUCAAUAAUUCCCUUAUUUCAACAUUGUAUCUCUAUGCGAUGUGAUUUUCAACAUGACUAGUGUCAAAAUUUGCUACAGUAACUAAUUAGAUUUUACAAUGGAGUUAUUGCUCAUGAGUUUUCUGGCUCACACAAAAAAACUGUUUAUAUGCUUUUAGGAAAAAUACAUGUUGCAACUCAAGUGAUUCAAAAGUUGUGAGAUAGAAAUCAAAAAAUUUACAACUAUCAAUAUUCAUUCGGUCAUUAGAACUCAUAGAACUUACAAUUUUUUUACUAGACCAAGAGUUGCAUUUUCAGCAUACAUGGACAAUGCCAAAUAACUCUUUGGAAUUGCAUAUUUACAUAGCUUAAUUUUAUGGUUUUGCACACUUUUAUAAUUCUGAAAUUCUCCAAAAUAAGCGAAUUAUUUUUUCGACGAAAACAGAAUAAUAGAUAAAAAGAUAUCAAUCACAGUGACAAGUUGAGUGGUCAGGAAAAAAAAAAAAAGUAACUGGAAAAGGAUUAAAAAUGUCCACGAUAGGCUAAUAAAAAGUUUUUAUUCCAAAUCUUGGUAUAAGAUUAUUAUUUUUCAAUGAUAUCUUCAUUGUUUUUGUCAUUUUUCUUUGUUAUUUCAGUUUUCUCGUUUUCAAUAUUUUUGGUCACCAAUAUCCCUAUAACUUUUUUAUUUAUUAGCCAAACCUCAACAAAUUUUCACAGUAUGUUCAAUGAAUGAUAAUAAACAUUUGAAUAACUUAGAAUUAAGAUAACUAUCUUAGAAAAGGAAAUAUGUAAAAAAAGAAUUCAAAAAAGAAUUUUUUGCAUAAAAAAUGGGGUCACAAUUUCUGACCCUGUAUAUUUAUAACCAGUCAUUACAUCAAAAGUCCUGUUAUACAAAGUUUUAUUAUAGAUUAAACAAUCUAUGUUUAAAAUCUGAUAGCAAUAACUUAAUAUUUGUAAAAGCCUUAGUGUUUUAAAAAACACAACAAAAAAAAUAAAAAUGGCGGAGGUUUUUAUGGGCUGCAAAGGCAAACAAUGGAAAUUUUUUUUUUUUUUUUUAAACUGUUUUGUACCUCCAUUACAAUACCAAAUAAAGUGUAGGUAAAAAAAAUACUAUCUAAAGCCAAACAAAAAUUUAUUUUAAAAAACACAAAAAAAAAAAUAAAAAUGGCGGAGUUUUUUAUGGGCUUCAAAGGCAAAAAAUGGAAAUUUUUUUUUUUUUUUUUAAACUGUUUUGUACCUCCAUUACAAUACCAAAUAAGGUGUAGGUAAAAAAAAUCCUAUCUGAAGCCAAACAAAAAUUUUAGAUUUUUCACCCACACCUCCCCUUAAGGAUAGAUGCAUCCAAAAAUGAAUAAGGUUUAAUAAAAAAUAUACCAUAAACUGCACACACAAAAAAAAAAAUGAGCAAAUAUAGAUUUUUGGCACCAGGGAUGAACACAUGGUAGAUAUAGGCGCACCCUACUAAAGCACACAUAGAUUGAAAAUGAAACAUAAUAAAAAAAAUCGAAUUAAAUGGAAAUCAUGCAGAAUCACGUCACUGCCAUCUUGGGAUGCAAGACUUCUUUACUAAUUUAAAAUAAAAUGAGGGAGCUUUGUCAGGAACCCCCAUAUGAGGCAUUUAGUUGCUGCCAUCGGAAAUGAGUUAAUUUGUGAUUCAUGACUUUGGGUUGUCCUGUAUAAAUGAAAAGAAAAACAUUAGCCUCAACCCUCACAGAAGUCCUUAUAUUUACACUUGUUUGAAUUUUUAAAAAGUCUUAAACAAAAAUGAUAAAUUAAGAUAUUGAUCCUAAGAUAUAAAGUUUAAAAAAUCUCAAAGAGAUUCAGUUGUUUUUUUUAAACUUUCAUGUUUGUUUAAAGUUGCAAUUCUGUCCUGAGCAUGCACUCUAGUAUUUACGAAAUGGUAGAAGAUCUAUCCCUGUGAUUUACAUUAAAAGGUAUGGUGUUUAUAUCAAGAGAUGGAUGAGUAAAUAUUUCAAGCUGUAACAUUCUCUGACCAUUUUAAUAUCUAAUUUAUAAUGUCAUGUUUCUCCAGGCACUGGGAUUGACUGAGUUACACAGAGGGUGUGAAUCACGUGUUGGCUUGAGGAGUAAACUUUGUGCAAUAAUGCUGGUGGCUUAUCAUUCACUUAUCACAUACAUUUUAGGUAAACAGUGUUCAGCGUAAUAUGUGCUCAUGCAGUUUUUAUUUGAAAAUGUGUCACCCUCUUUAAGCAGUUCUUUUACCCCUGUAUUUGAAUUUGAAUGAUUAUUUCUACUUAAAUGAUUUAACUAGAGUAUUAAUGCACUAGGCCCACCAGAUAGUUAUCAAAUGGUUGGUAAAGAUCAGUUUUAGGCUCAGUCGUCUACAGUAAGGUCCAAAAUCUUGAAUAUUUUAGUGAUGGUUCUAAUUAUUUAUUUUUAUCUGUUUAAGGGUUAGGCGAUGGUGAUAUAGAUUUAGCUACUGAAGUUCUAAGUCCAUGCCUAAAAGAUCAUCCUAAGGUAACUAUUUCACCAUAGAAAAGAUAUGAAUAAGCAAGAUGUGAAAAAGAACAAAUUUGAUUUUUGGUUUUGAGAUUGGUUUAUUAUUUAUUUAUUUUUAAAAAAAAAUAAUAAUGUUCUGCACUGGGCAUUUUUGGCAUGGAACUAAGGACAUGCAUUUUAUUGAGUUUAGUCUGUGGACAAGGGAGAGUGCCUGUAGACAGAAAACUUGUGUGUAUAUUGUUGUCUUUGUUGUACACACUGUUGUCAUUGUUGUACACACUGUUGUCUUUGUUGUUUACUUGUAAAGAACUUGGCAGUGACAGAGCUAGAACACAAUCCACAUUGGUAAUGGUGGUUAAAUGCUUAUAUUUUUUUACAGACUGGACCUAUUAGCUUUUAUCAUACAUAUGUCAUCUUACCCUCAGGGGGCCCUGUUUUUGUUUUUCUCUGGUCGCCUAGAAGAGGUCAAAGGUCAUAUCGAUGAUGUAAGUUCAAUUCUUAUCUUAUAUUUAUUUCCCAAUUAUUUUUAUGGAAUUCCCCUUUCUUUAAAGAUAAUAAGUUAUCUUAACACUCUGUUGUAGUGCUUCUAGGACCAGGAUUCAUGCACUACUUCACAAAAUUAGCAUUAGUCUUAAUUGACAAAGCUUGCAUGUUGUUUGUGCAAGACAAAAAUAACUAUUUAACGAUCUGUAGUAUUUGUGGCCCAUCCUGGCGUCUGUGGUUUCAUCUCACAUGGCUUUGAUAAAUAAAAGUGGGUGCAAAAAAGAAUUAUGUUUAGAUUGUGAUUUUUAAAGUCUUUAGUGUGUGCCCAGUUAAUUUUGAAUUUAAUUCCAGGCCAUCAACAGAUUUGAGGAAUCAAUCGAUUCUCAAAGUGAGUGGCGUCAGUUUCAUCAUCUUUGUUACUGGGAGCUCAUGUGGUGUCAUUGGUAAGUCUUAAGAUCCAUUAUGUGUUGUUUUAAAAACAACAUAUUUUAUAAGCUUAAGUACAGUGCCAUUUAAUUUGUGGUGAUCCUGGUUUAAAAGCCGGAGUAAUUGAAAAAUGUUUGUUUAGAUGAAGAAUUGUAUGAGGUCAAUGUGCAGCAUGUCAAGGAGUUACGCAGCUAUUUCAAUAGUCCACCCAUGUUAUGUGUAUUUUAUUGCCAUACCUAUGUAUUGUUUCUCACCAAGUUUCAAAAGUGAUUGGCUGAUGGCAAUGAAGUAUGCUGAGAAGCUAUGUAAGGAAAGCCGAUGGAGCAAAGCCACAUACACCUAUCAGAAAGCUUCAUUCCUUGUUAUGUGCUCUGACCAGACAGAGGACACCAAAAAACACAUAGACUACCUAUUUGCGUAUGUAUUUAAUCACUUUAUCAUAUUAUCGGUUAUCUUGAAAAGUAUAUCUCAUAUCAGCAUCCAAUAAACUGUUUAAUUGGUGAGAUACUCUUACAGACCUGUUUACUCCUACGCUCUGACCGGAGUAAUACUUUUGUAAGCCACUGACUACAGCACUACAAUGAGCCUACAUAAACCAUGGUUUCAUGAGUUUUUCUGGGGGGUUUUUGUGUAAAAAUUUGCUGUUUUCUGUAAAAGUUACUAUGUAAGUAAUCAAAUGACAAUGAUUGGCCUUUACUGUCUUGAUCAAAUCUCCAUGAGCCAACCAGGAUACUUUUCUUAUAGUGGGUAUGUUAAUUGUUAAUGCUUAAUACUACUUUAUGUCACACUGUUGCUGUGCUUUCAACUGGAUUUGGCCUCAAUGCCUUUAUGCCUUCAUUACGCAUGUGCUUUACAUGUUUCGGAUGUCUUGGUACUUUAAAAAAAAAAUGAAAUUUCGUACCGUACGUUAAAUGCUUUGACAAAUCAGAACUUUUUUUUCUGUUCAGUCGACUCAUCAACAGAUUUAGGGUUAAGUCAAGUGUCAAACACAGUCAAUAUUUAUUUUAAUGUAGAUUUUCUAGUUUUUAAUCAUUAAGGUAGCCAUUUUAGAAAACUAUGUGCCAUGUCAUCAGCAUCAGCAUAUGCAAGAUACUGAAGGGGUUGGUUGUAGAGAGUGCCUAUUGGUUUUAGAGAGUGCCUAUUGGUUCUAGAGAGUGCCUAUUGGUUCUAGAGAGUGCCUAUUGGUUCUAGAGAGUGCCUAUUGGUUCUAGAGAGUGCCUAUUGGUUCUAGAGAGUGCCUAUUGGUUCUAGAGAGUGCCUAUUGGUUGUGGGUUUUGGAUUUCCCUCUUGGAUUUUCUUUUCUUGCCAAAUUUUAGUUAUAAGUUUAUGUGUAUGAGCGUGUAGUUCUCUUCCUCUGUAUUUAAUAAGUUCUGCUGUGAUGAGGUCUUCUCCCGGGGCUCUGUGGUUUUAGAUAGAUGGGAUUACUUCUGUAGUUUUUUUUACCGAAUUUGGGGAGUUUAUUAAAAGGUGGUGGUUGAAAAUCUUCAUCUUUUCUAUUGUCUGCGUUUAACAUUCACUCAGCCCACCUCUCCAGUGCUUUACUAUUUUCCGUAAUUAAUUCUCCACCCUAGCUCUCACACAUUUAUCUUCAUGUACAUUCCUCUAAUUUUUCCCUUUCUUGAUAAGUCUUCUAUUUCUUUUAGUUUAGCUUCUUCCCAUUCCCUUUUUUUUCUCCUACACAUUUGUGUGGCUUUCCUUCUGGCUUCAUUGUAUAUUUGUCCCAUAACCCUAUUUCUUGUUUCCCUUUGUAUCUGACCUUUUGUGUCUUCGGUGGGAGCAUGAAUAUUUAUAAAUGUUAUAUUAAACAUUUUCCCUCGAAAAUGCAAAGAUCACAAUCGUUAAUUUUCUGGUUUACACCUUUAACUUCUCCGACGAGUUCUUUCUUCACAGCAAAUCCUGUUCCAAGAGUGUAGGUGUUGUUGCGACCAUAAAAUAUGGUGUAGUGUUUUAUCUUGAGGAUGUCUGCAUUUUUCUAUCAAAUUUCUUGCAAAGCACCAAUAGAGAUUUUAUAAUUAAUUAUUUGAUCUAUCAAAUUGGCUAAGGCUCCUGCUCUAAACAGGCUUAGUACAUUCCAAGUCGCUAUACAAAAAUCAUAUCCAGGCAUGGGUGGAUUUCCAUUAUAAUCGUCCGGGUUUUAUUUUGUUGUUUGGCUUUCAUAACAUUUAUUUUUUUACCUGGCCGGGUUGUUGGCCCAGCACAAAACUGUCUGGGGGCGCUGCCCCUUACAGCUCUCUUGGUAGUUGCCUUAAUUUUUGGGUAAGGUUCCCUAGCCUUUGUGAUCCCUUCACUUCCUACAAGGCGGUAGGUUCUGAUUUUGGUCAGCCUAGGGUAUUCUACUUCCCAAGUACCCACCAUAUCCGGUGGGCUUUCCCCUAUCCGCCACCUGGGGAGGUGCUCAAUGGAAGAUCAAUAUCUUCACAGAGGCAUGAAUUUUAGCUUAGAUCUGCCUAUCAGUCAAGCAAGUCUGUGCAGUCAGUGCCUUUUGAGCUGUCUGUGCAGUCAGUACCUUUUGAGCUGUCUGUGCAGUCAGUACCUUUUGAGCUGUCUGUGCAGUCAGUACCUUUUGAGCUGUCUGUGCAGUCAGUGGCUUUUGAGCUGUCUGUGCAGUCAGUACCUUUUGAGCUGUCUGUGCAGUCAGUACCUUUUGAGCUGUCUGUGCAGUCAGUGGCUUUUGAGCUUGCCUUUUCUGCAUGCCUAAGAAACAAAACUAAAACUUGGGAUUAUAUCCGGUAUAUUUAUCUGUGCAAAUAUUUGAUAUAUUAAAAUAUUUGCAUAUGUAUUGCCAAUUAUAGCAAGUACAACCCCCCCCCCUAAUUGCCCUAACAACAUUUUAACAUUUUUGAGAGCUGAAUACUUCUGUAACACUACUUGGGGGUAAACAGGUCUGCUCAUAUGUCUCAAUGUUGUUUUUCUGGCUGAAAAUUUAAAGAAAUGAGAUUUGAACAUUUGUUAAGUUAUUUUUUUUGCUAGACUUUUGUUUCAACUUUAAUUACUGAGAUAAAGUUUUGAAAUAUCUCUUGUUAACUUGAUGAAUUGUUUUCGCUACUGUAAAGGUGUUUGUGUAAAGGGCUGUUUGUGUAAAGGGCUGUUUGUGUACAGGCUGUAGUGCGGAUGUUUUUAUAAGGGGCUGUGUAUGUAAGGGCUGUUUGUGUACAGGUUAUAAUUUAGGGAAUUUAUGGACAUUCUGUUUAUGUAUGGGUUAUUUAUGUAAGUGCUGUUCAUAUGAGGGUUGUUUAUGUUAGGGCUGUAUAUGUAAGGGUUUUUUCAAACAUCAUUGCAGUAUUAACAUAUUGCUUAUUUUUGGCUAGAUCCCCGUCUAUAUAACAAGAUAACAUGAAUGAGAAUUAGACACAAUGUUUAAAUGAAAAACUUUUUUUUCAGUGAUGUUCCACGACUGAAGCAGAGAAUUGCUGGCAAGUCCCUGCCGUUUGAGAAGUUUGCGGUUGCAAAAUCCCAGCGUUACUUUCAGCAAGGCAACACUCUUAUCCUACCAGCAUUAGUGAGUACCUAAGACAAGAUCACUUUUUUUUAUCAUCUCCAGCAUUAGUGAAUACCUAAGAAAAAUCCAAACAAAGAUCAUUUUUUAUGAUUAUAAUGUUUCUAUGACUGCAUAUUUAUAAAAACACAUAGAUUGAACAUUCUAUGUUUGAACUUAAAUAUUUAUUACAUAAGCGUAUUUCUCAUGGGAAAAGUCAAACCACUCUCUUUAAUGUCAUGCUGCCUUAAGAACUAUUAUGCAAUAGAACUGCUAGAUCUUAACAGAUUAUGUAACAAAUGAGUUUGUAUAUCUUUCUGCCUUUGAUGACAUGUUACACAAUUCACCCACUUGGUGUAGAUCUUAAAUUGCUGUUAUGUGGUGCUUGUGACGUAUCCUCCAAAUAGUUGUAGUCUCACAAUUUUAAAACAAUUGCCUUUAAGUAUUUCAUCAAGUGAUGGUAAGUUUAUGUUUAUCUGUGACUUGUUGUGGAUUGAUAAUUCCUGAGGAGUUCCCAUACCGGCAGUGUCAACUGUUUGACACAAUAGCAAUUAAAAAUGACCUGCAUGUGAAAACUUAUGUUUAUAGAGCUUACACAGCAGAGGAGAUUCUCUUAGUAUUUUUGCACAAAAAAAUAACAUGGAUAUGUCUAACAGUUGAUUUGUUUGUUUGCUUAGCACUGAAGAGUAACAAUGAAAUAAUAUGUUAACUACUAUUUCGUUUGUCACAUAAUCCCAACACUAUUAUAUGUCAUUUAUCACAUAAUCUCAACAUUAUUAUAUGUCAUCUGUCACAUAAUCCUAACAGCAUUAUUUAUCCUUUGUCCCAUAAUCCAAACACUCUUAUCCAACAUGAUUUUAUUUCAGGAGCUGAUCUAUGUUUGGAAUGGCUAUAACAUAGUUGGUAAGAAUCAGGAGCUGCUGGAGAAAAUGUUGGUAGUUAUAGAAGCAACUGUUACAGACAUAGCCAGCAAGAAAGGUCAGUCCUUUUUUUGUUCAAGAAAGAUUGUAUUUAACCAUCAUGAAAUUACCCAACCUGGAAAAUGGUCUUUUAUUUAACAACCUGGCAAAUGGUCUUUUAUUUAACAACCUGGCAAAUGGUAUUUUAUUUAAAAACCUGGCAAAUGGUCUUUUAUUUAACAACCUGGCAUAUGGUUUUAUUUAACAAUGUGGCAAAUGGUCUUUUAUUUAACAACCUGGCAAAUGGUCUUUUAUUUAACAACCUGGCAAAUGGUCUUUUAUUUAACAACCUGGCAAAUGGUCUUUUAUUAACAACCUGGCAUAUGGUUUUAUUUAACAACCUGGCAAAUGGUAUUUUAUUUAACAACCUGGCAUAUGGUUUUAUUUAACAACCUGGCAAAUGGUCUUUUAUUUAACAACCUGGCAAAUGGUCUUUUAUUUAACAACCUGGCAUAUGGUCUUUUAUUUAACAACCUGGCAUAUGGUCUUUUAUUUAACAAAGUAUAUUGGGGUUUUUUGUUGGGGUUAUUCUUUUUACAUGUUUUUUUUUUUUUGACAUAAAAUUUUUCCAAACUUAACACCUGCCCCAAUUAAAAGGCACCAUAUGUAAUUACUGCAUAUAACGAGAUCCAUUUAUAAUGGGAUGUGUUCAUCUUUUUCCAUAUUAAUACCAUAUGUAUGAACGAAAACAUUUAUUUAUAAGAAAAAAUUUUAAAUCUUUAUAAUUAUUAUAAUAUUUAAAAAGAACUGUGCUAAUAUCCUGUCAAUGGGCAAAACUUACAUUACGAGUUACUGGUGAUACACAAAGAAUUCUGUCACCAAAUUCAAGUGAACCAAGAAGAUUGUUUUUAUAGGCAUUAGAAUCGAUCGUUUAUGUGUAUUAAAAAUUUGUUACAUCUGCAUUGAUUGAGAACACCUAGUUUUAAGUUGCAUUUUUUAUCAUAUAUUUCUUGCAUUACACGCAAUAAUAUACAGUAGCAGACUGGUUGUACAGUAAAACCUGUCAGAAUUUUAAGGGACCCGAUUGAAAAUAUAUUAUACAUUCCUGUAGUAUUUCUGAUUAAAUUUUGUUUUUUAAUACAUUUUCGGCUGUUACUUUUAGCUCCUCUCUACAUCCAGCGGUGAAUGGAUUGAGAAAUAUGAUUAUUUGGGGCCAUCUAUAAUUAUAUUACGUUUGCCCUGAGAGGGGAAGGUGGUAAUGUUGAAUUAGGAGAUUUUGUGUACGGGUGUGUCGGGGGGGGGGGGNGGGGGGGGGGGGGGGGGGGAGGGGUGUCUAAAUAUUUAAGUCUAUAAAAACAGCCCACUCACGGUUUGUAAUGAUGAUGAUGAUGGUCAUAUUGUUUCUUUGUGUUUUCAUAAUGAAAUUGCAUGACACAGCAACAGUAAUUUUAGCACUGUCACCCUGGUGACAAUUUUGGUAAAUCCUGUUUUUUGUUGGUUUUUUUGGCUUCAGUGCUAUGCAACAUAAUUUUACGACAUAAUUAUUUCAUUUGGCUCAACAGCGAAGAGUGUAAAAACAGAGAAAACUAGUUAUUUUUAAAUGCAUACUCAGCUGUUCCUCACAGCAACUUUGGAUUUCAAUUGUAAUACCGCCAUUUAUUAUUUAUUGUAUAGAUUGAGUUUUGUGCUCCAACUGUUUAUCCAACAAGUUUUAUUUUUUUGGCAUUUUUCUUCCACAGACCUUGCAGCUACUGACAAGUUUUACUAUGACAACUACAGCCUGGCAUUAUUGCUUAAAGGAGUUUGCCAGCGACACAGGGGUCAGUUGUUUCAAGCUGAGCAGUGCUUUAUUGAGGUUGUUGCAAAGUAAGAUGAUUUUCUUUUCAUUUAUCUAGCUGCACCAGAGCUUUCUACUGAAUUUACUAUGAGAUUAUAUGGAAGUUUUUUUAAUUCUUUUAAAAUCUUUAUUUUAUCAUUUUAUUUUUCUAGAUGUAAGAAAAAAAAUCUAAGUGUAAAAUAUUUGAUCAGUUAUAUUUUUCUGUAUUUUUGUUUCAGAAAUGUUUUCAUGCAAUAAUUUUUUAACUUUCUUUCUUAAUAUUGUGUCUGUCUAGUGAGAAAAAAUUGCAUAGUGACCACUACCUGGUACCCUACAGCAUUGUUGAGCUGGCCAUUCUGUAUCUCUAUCAGGAGAGAUUUGAUGAGACUAAGAAACAGCUGGACUUGGCCAAGUAAGAGUUUUAUCCUCUUCUACCCCCAGGCUAAGUAUAAUAUAUUUUGAUGUAAUUUAAUAAUAUUAUUGACUCUGACUGAUGAUACAUGAUUGUUUAAUUACUUAUUUUAUGUGAAUCCAAUUUUUCCAAUCUUUUACCACAAUUAAGAACAAAAACCUGGCACUUACAUUUUAAAUGUUGUAGCUAUAUUUAGCCAUAAGCUGAAAAUAAAUAUAAAUGAUGUCAUCAUAAUUCCAUUUAUUAGGAUCAAUAAAAUAUCUGAUAUCUCACAAGUACCACUUCUGUUAAUGGAAAGCAAUAUAAAAGUUAUUACUAUCACUUCUGUUUACAGAAAGUAAUAUAAAAGUUAUUAUUAUCACUUCUGUUUACAGAAAGUAAUAUAAAAGUUAUUACUAUCACUUCUGUUUACAGAAAGUAAUAUAAAAGUUAUUACUAUCACUUCUGUUUACAGAAAGUAAUAUAAAAGUUAUUACUAUCACUUCUGUUUACAGAAAGUAAUAUAAAAGUUAUUACUAUCACUUCUGUUUACAGAAAGUAAUAUAAAAGUUAUUACUAUCACUUCUGUUUACAGAAAGUAAUAUAAAAGUUAUUACUAUCACUUCUGUUUACAGAAAGUAAUAUAAAAGUUAUUACUAUCACUUCUGUUUACAGAAAGUAAUAUAAAAGUUAUUACUAUCACUUCUGUUUACAGAAAGCAAUACAAAAGUUAUUACUUAGAGAACCGCCUCCACUUCCGUAUCCAUGCUAUCCGCCUUCAACUUAAAACUGCCAUGAACAGUGACAGUGACAACCAGUCCCUGACAGAGCUAGCAGCUCCUGAUGCCAAGGUCAGUCCUCUGGCAAGUGAGGAAACACUCUCCUGGGGAGAGGAAGAUUUUGUUGACGCCCGUGAUGCAACCAAGUGACCCUAGGUCAACGUGUUCAUUAUUUUAUUUUCGUUCAUAUAUUUCUACCAUGACGACUAUUUUUUUUAGUUCAUUCACAUGUUCAGCAAAAAAAAAAAAAAAUUUUAAUUAUGUUUGUUAUACAGAUUGUGUUAUUUGGAGAGGGAUUUAUUGUGAAAAUACAUUUGAAAAUAUUCUGUGUAAUAUAUUUUGUGAUAGGUGUGAAACAGAUAUAAAGAAGAAUUUUAGGGAAGAACAAGAAUCAAUUUUUAAUAAAUUUAUGUUAUUUAUCCUCAAGUUCAUUUCAUUUUUAUGCAAAUUGAGAUGUCAUUGAAAUACAAUGGUAUUUUUUUAGUAAAACUUGCUGCAAUGAUAAAAUGGCAAACCUUAUGCUAAAAACAUAUUGACAAAAUUUGCAAUGAAACAUAUCCAAGUGCUUGAUUCUAAAUUUAAGGUCUUUUUUAACGUUGAAAAGAUUUUGAAUGUAACAUUGAACAAACCAAUAAUGAACUCUGGAGCUAAUUUAUUAGUUCAGUGGUCCCCAACAUUUUUUACUCACGGAGCCCAUUUUUAGAAUCAAUUUCUACGGGGGAGCCCCUUUAACCUUCCAUGUGUCUUACAAGUUAAUUGUGUUAGGUGGUUUCUUGGGCAGUCGCAUCUCCCC